Molecule: messenger RNA, 3070 nt
Organism: Notodromas monacha
Lineage: Eukaryota; Metazoa; Arthropoda; Ostracoda; Podocopida; Cyprididae
Source: the annotation of a GenBank genome assembly
AGACGUACAGGAUAAUUUGCAGCGAUCUUCGGUGAAAGCAAGCGUUCAACGGCGUGCUGAUCUGAACGUGAAUUAUGCCAUCUGCGUCUCCGCAAAGAACUCCUCAGCCGCGUCGCGGUCGCUCUUCCGUGAAUGGCACGCCUUCUUCUACCCGCUCAACACGAUCCGCGGUGCGCACUCCAAGCUCGAAUGUGUCUGGUGGAAGCCGUGGCGCAACUCCGCGUGGUGGUGAUGGGGAGCUUAGUACGCCGAGGCGUUCCCAACCAGCAUCUGGUAACCAAAGCUCAGGGGAACUGGCGCCGCCGUCUGAUUCAGAUGACAGAACUUACACAGGUCCUGCAUUGGGAGAUGGAAUGAUAUUCAAUCUGAGCUCUCCGUUGCACUAUGGAUCGGAUACAAACUCGCCACGCUCAGCCACCCCUCAUCGUCAACGCACGGAUCUUCGCAUGGAGCGCUCUGUCGUGCGCCAGAUUAAUAUUAGCACUCCUGCCUCCUCUCAAGAUCACCCGGAAUCUGUCCCGAGUGGUACUCCAUCAAGACGCGGGAGAAGUAGAGCGCUAUCUGCGACUCCAGGUGCAAGGCCGGAUUCUGUAGCCGAGGAUGAAGGACCUCAUCUCGUUAUUUGGGGGACAAAUGUUGCCGUGGGUCGCACGAAGCGGCGUUUCAUGGAAUUUUUGCUCAAUUUUCGGGAAUCCGAAUUAGAAGAAGAUGAGCAAAAUAGGGGCAUGGACGUGGACGCUCCUGUUUAUAUGCAAAGAAUUGAGGACAUUGCGGUGACUGAAGAUCCGUUUUUGAUGGUCAACUGUGCGCAUCUGCGCAGCUUUGAUCAGGAAUUGUAUGAAGAAGUUGUGGCCUAUCCGUCCGAAGUUAUUCCUGUUCUCGAUAUUGCUGUCAACGAUAUUUAUCGUGAGCGCCAUUCUGGCACUGUGCUUAAGCACCAGAUCUGCGUGAAACCGUAUAACGCUGAUAAAACACAGAAUAUGCGGGAGCUCGGGCCAGAAAAUAUUGAUCAGCUUAUAACCGUUUGUGGAAUGGUAAUCCGAUGCUCGAACCCACUUCCGGAAAUGAGAGAAGCUCUGUUCAUGUGCUCCGUGUGUCUCAAGACCGAAGUGGCGGAAAUGGACCGGAACAGACUGGAGGAACCGACGCUUUGUUCUCAUUGCAACACAAAGCACAGCUUCGAAUUGGUUCACAAUCGCUGCCAGUUCACCGACAGACAGAUAAUCAAACUACAGGAGGCCCCAGAGGAUAUGCCGGCAGGGCAAACGCCUCAUACUGUUCAAUUGCACGUAAGCAACGAGCUCGUUGAUGAAGUACAACCUGGUGACCGUGUCACUGUGACAGGCAUUUACCGUGCCGUGCCCUUCCGUGUCAACCCUAUUAGAACCUCUGUGAAAGCGGUCUUUCGAACGCACAUCGACGUCUUGCACUUUCGAAAGGCUGAUUCUCGUCGUCUGCGCGAUGAUCAAAUCGGUGGUAUUUACUUUACGGAAGACCGGAUUGAGUUUCUACAGGCCUUGUCGAAGAAACCCGACAUCUAUGAGCGACUGGCCAGGGCUAUUGCUCCUUCAAUCUACGAACAUGAGGAUAUCAAAAAAGGAAUUUUGAUGCAACUCUUCGGUGGAACCAAGAAAGACUUCUCAGAGGAUUGUGGUCGUGGACAUUUUCGAUCUGAAAUCAACAUCUUGCUGUGCGGAGACCCAGGUACGAGUAAGUCUCAGCUUCUGCAGUGUGUUUUCAACUUGAUUCCUCGGUCGCAGUACACUUCUGGAAAAGGAUCCAGCGCUGUGGGUCUCACUGCUUAUGUUCUGAGAGACCCCGACACGAAGCAGCUCGUUCUGCAAACAGGAGCCUUAGUUUUGGCUGACAACGGCAUCUGUUGCAUUGACGAAUUUGACAAAAUGUCAGACGCCACUCGGUCUGUGCUCCACGAAGUGAUGGAGCAGCAAACCUUGAGUAUUGCAAAAGCUGGGAUGAUUUGUCAACUCAACGCUCGAACGUCGGUUCUUGCUGCGGCUAAUCCGAUUGACUCUCAGUGGAACAAGUCAAAGACCAUCGUGGAAAACAUUCAACUGCCGCACACCCUGUUGUCUCGUUUCGACUUGAUCUUCUUGAUGUUGGAUCCACAGGAUGAAGUGUACGAUCGGCGUUUGGCUAAACAUUUGGUUUCUUUGUACCACAAGCGAAUCAAGUCGAAGACCACAGUUGAUGGCAUGGAGGUUGAGGACGUCGAUGACGAUGAUGACGACGUCGUCGACAGGGAUUUGAUCGACAUGACGGUUCUCCGGGACUACAUCGCGUAUGGCAGAGAGCACGUGAAUCCGAUUUUGAGCGAAGAAGCCUCUGCCAAGUUGGUUGAUGCGUAUGUCGAGAUGCGUAGAGCAGGAGCGGGUCGUGGACAAAUCACUGCUUAUCCGCGUCAGCUGGAGUCGCUGAUGCGUCUGGCGGAAGCACACGCCAAAAUGCGUCUCUCGAGCACUGUGGAACGUGCGGAUGUGGACGAGGCGUUCAGGUUGUACAGGGAGGCGUUGAAGCAGUCGGCGACGGAUCCGACGUCUGGAAAGAUUGACGUUUCAAUUUUGACGACGGGUAUGAGUUCCGCUGCGCGGAAGCGGCGAGCGGAAGUCGCCCAAGCGUUGAGAACGUUGAUCGCAAAGAAGGGAAAAAACGUCAAAACACUGAGUGUGCAGAAUUUGUUCACAGAAUUCAGGGAUUCGUCGGAACUUGCCAUCACAAGAGAUAUGUUCGACGAUGCUUUGCGAGAUUUGCAGGAUGAUACAUUUUUGGUGGUUUCCGGAAGAAGUGUGCGCAUCAACGGCGGGAUGGCUGAUUUUGAUUAGAUUUUUUCCGGGAAUUCGUCUGCUUUUCCUUCAUUUUCGCAACAUUUUUGUUAUCAAUUCUUUUUUAUGAGAAAGGAGAAGGAAGGAUAUUCCAAUUGCCUUCAGAAGUGCGGGUUUUCUCGUUCAAGCGUCGAAUUUCAGAGCUUCCAAAGAGGUUCUUCCGAUUUUCCAUGUUUUUAUUUCAUUUUCGAACAUACCGAGCUGAAUAAAUAUCUUCUAUAGCAUGAGAC